Messenger RNA from Scatophagus argus, 6064 nucleotides. It is a transcript of the gene sf3b1, whose product is annotated as splicing factor 3b, subunit 1. The record is from RefSeq and is a predicted model, not a curated record. Gene Ontology annotation, cellular component: U12-type spliceosomal complex; U2-type prespliceosome; catalytic step 2 spliceosome. Gene Ontology annotation, biological process: spliceosomal complex assembly. The transcript has 21 exons. The coding region runs from base 2093 to 5569 and encodes 1158 amino acids. Lineage: Eukaryota; Metazoa; Chordata; Actinopteri; Scatophagidae. Gene Ontology annotation, molecular function: mRNA binding.
UCUUCAUUAACCCCCCCCCCCCACACACACACACAUACAUACACACUCACUUUCAUGGUUCACUUUUUUGCGAUUCCUCCAUGACUACGAAUGCUUUGAUACCCUUAGUUUUGCUGUUCAACCCUUCGACUACAAUGCAAUAGCUUGCUUCCCAGACUUGCCUUCCCUGUGGUCAAUCCGUUGUGGUCCAAGAAUAUUUUGUGUCUUUGCGUGUUUUCUUCUUUCUGCAUUUGUAUACAACUUUGCAAUACAUUUCAGUGUGGGCUCAUAGUUUAUUCUCAGUAUUUUGAUUUGGAAAAUUAUUAUUGUCAUUGUUUUUAAUGUGGAAAAUGAAAUUUUUAUUCUGGUGUGCAAUAAAAUAAACCCAUUGUAGGAUUACCAUGCUUUUCAGAGGGGAGGUGGUUAGGUGUUGAAUGUUCAGAGGGGUAGCUCACCUAACAAACAUGGGUUGCAGAUGGGUUGUGUGUGAGUCGAAGGGUUAACAAUCCCAUGUGAGCGUCAGUCUAGAUUAUGAAGGGAAAGUGUGCUGUCUCUUUAUAGUAGGGGGAUGAGAAAUGUAAGUGAGAAGAAUUAGAUGUGGUGUAAUUCACCCUCUAAAAAACUGAAUGCUGCAGCCAAUGACAAACAAUAAUGUACACGCUCAUAGAAAGAGUUUUAAGACCCCAGAGGCAGGUAGUGCAAAAUGCUGGGUCAUUUAGGCAUAAUCAACCCCAAAUAUUUUGGUUUAUAUAAGAACAUCCAUAAAUUCAAUGAGUUUUCAUUUGGCUUCCCAGUUUCCCUUUGUCUGGGCUGUAAUUGAUGUGUCUUUGGUCACUCAAGCACCUCUGUUGGCUGGUUAGUCUUGAUAGAUGUGCCAGGUCCUGGGGCCUCAGGAUAGGAGUACUGCACAUUUAGUGAAACCAGCUUUUCUUUUAGUUUUGAGGAUCAUAAUUUCUAGAAAUAGUGAGGUUGAAUUUUUAUAUCCUAUUAUGAAUUUGUAUAAUUUUUUGUAGUCAAUCUUUCUUUCCAUUUUAAUUACACCUUCACUUCUCUGACAGCGUGAGCUUAAAUGGCCUGAGUCUUUCAGGUUUGGUCUAGGUAGAGCUUAUCUGAAGCCUGCAUGUAGAGAGAGCUCUUUGUACAAAGUUGUUGUGUAAAUAUAUUUUUAUUUUACAACUCUCUCUGUAAAAUAGAAAUAUAUUAUCAAGAAAAUUGUGUACCACAAUACCACAGGCCCAUACUAACUGUCCUUAAUUUCUCUCCUACAGCAGUACUGCUUUGCCAGUCCUGUACUGCACUCUGUUAAGGGUGCAGCAACUCAUCCUGUGUAGGUUAUGGGGAACACAGAGAACUAUGCACUUGUCAGUUUGGUCAGGGUCCACUGGCUGCUUGUUUGAGGCCUUUGAGGGGAAGCCCUGCUACAACAAACCUCAACCCCCACGAGCCUCAUUUUUUGUUUGGCUUUUCAAUUUCCAACACGCUCAGAUAAAGAUCUCCAUGCAUUUACGAUGGAAAAUUGCUUCCUAAAAUUGACUACAUAUCUUUGCCUUAUUUUAUCAGUUACCUUUGUCUUGAAAGGAAGUCGAGAGUUAAAUGUAUGAUGACUGAAUAAUAAGUGCUAUGAUGAUUCAGUUUGGCUCUGGCAUGUCAUAUUCUCAUAUUUCUUAGUGUUGGGAUAGAUUUAUCAUUCUUUUUAGCCUAAUCUUUCUGUUUGAAUGCCAGAGUAGAUGGUGACAUUUUUAUAAUGUAGUAAUGCCAUUCGUACAUGUAGCCUCGAAAUCUUGAUUCCAGUUUUAUUAGCUAGUAUAAAGAAUUGGGAAUUGGGACCACAGGGUCUCAUAUCAAUUUUUUUUUUUUUUUUUUUUUUUUUUUUAGUUUUGUGAUUAUGCCCCAGGAAGGUGCUUUGUUUUUUGAGUGCCCUAAAUCAUUGCAACACAGGUGGUAUACUGUUGUGUGUGAGUUCAAACCCUUUUCCAAAGUGUUACUAAUGGUAAAGAGAAAUUUUCUAGGCUUCUUUUCUGCCGGUUGAAGUCUGACUGCAGAAGACCCUUGGCACUGAAAGUGGGGCAAAACGCCGGACCCCAAGCUGCAAGUCAGGUCUUAUGUGGAUGUCAUGUUGGAGCAGAACCUGUCCAAAGAAGAGAGAGAGAUUCGUCUGCAGCUGGCAGAGAAGGCCAAGUCAGGGGACCUGAAAGCUGUCAACGGGGCCGCUGCCGCCCAAGCUGCCACAAAACGUAAGCGUCGCUGGGACCAGACAGCUGACCAAACCCCCUCCAAUGCUACUCCCAAAAAGAUGUCCAGCUGGGACCAGGCUGAUUCCACUGCUGAGACACCAGGACACACCCCUGCACACACACCUUCAAACAGCCGAUGGGAUGAAACCCCUGGCCGCCCUAAAGGCAGUGAGACACCAGGGGCCACUCCCAGUACACGCAUGUGGGACCCCACUCCCAGUCACACACCUGCUGGUGCUGCCACCCCAGGCAGGGACACACCUGGCCACGCCACUCCUGGACAUGGUGGGGCCACAGGAAGUGUACGCAAGAACCGCUGGGACGAAACCCCAAAGACCGAAAGGGAAACACCAGGACACGGGAGUGGCUGGGCUGAAACACCACGCACGGACAGAGGUGAUGAGUCAGUGGGCGAGACUCCAACCCCAGGGGCUAGUAAGAGGAAGUCUCGGUGGGAUGAAACCCCUGCCAGUCAGAUGGGAUCCUCAACACCACUACUUACCCCAGGAAAAACUCCCAUAGGAACACCAGCAAUGAACAUGGCAACUCCAACACCAGGUCACCUGAUGAGCAUGACCCCAGAGCAGCUGCAGGCAUGGAGGUGGGAGAGGGAAAUUGAUGAGAGGAACCGACCUCUCACAGAUGAGGAACUUGAUGCCAUGUUCCCAGAAGGCUACAAGGUUUUGCCACCACCAGCAGGCUACGUGCCAAUCCGUACUCCGGCCCGUAAGCUUUCAGCCACUCCUACACCUAUUGGAGGCAUGACAGGCUUCCACAUGCAGGCGGAGGAUCGCACCACAAAACAAAUGAAUGACCAGCCCUCAGGAAACCUCCCCUUCCUCAAACCUGAUGACAUCCAGUAUUUUGACAAAUUGCUGGUGGAGGUGGAUGAGUCCACACUGAGUCCAGAGGAGCAGAAAGAAAGGAAAAUCAUGAAGCUGCUGCUGAAGAUUAAAAAUGGAACACCACCUAUGAGAAAGGCUGCUCUCCGUCAGAUCACAGAUAAAGCUCGUGAAUUUGGAGCAGGCCCCCUGUUCAACCAGAUCCUACCAUUACUCAUGUCGCCCACCCUGGAGGACCAGGAGCGCCACCUGCUGGUUAAAGUGAUUGACCGCAUUCUCUACAAACUGGAUGACCUGGUUCGACCAUACGUACACAAGAUCCUGGUGGUGAUUGAGCCCCUUCUGAUUGAUGAGGACUACUAUGCCAGAGUAGAAGGGAGAGAAAUCAUCUCUAACUUGGCAAAGGCUGCUGGUUUGGCUACGAUGAUCUCCACAAUGCGACCUGAUAUUGACAACAUGGAUGAGUAUGUGAGAAACACCACAGCCCGAGCCUUUGCCGUGGUGGCCUCUGCUCUUGGUAUUCCCUCUCUGCUUCCGUUCCUCAAAGCUGUGUGUAAAAGCAAGAAGUCGUGGCAGGCCCGACACACAGGCAUCAAGAUCGUACAGCAGAUAGCCAUCCUCAUGGGCUGCGCCAUUCUGCCCCAUCUUCGCAGCUUGGUGGAGAUUAUCGAACACGGUCUGGUGGAUGAGCAGCAGAAAGUGAGGACCAUCAGUGCCCUGGCUAUAGCUGCCCUUGCUGAAGCUGCCACACCUUAUGGUAUUGAAUCUUUUGACUCAGUCCUCAAGCCACUCUGGAAGGGUAUCAGACAGCACAGAGGAAAGGGUCUGGCUGCUUUCCUCAAAGCCAUUGGAUACCUGAUCCCACUGAUGGAUGCUGAGUAUGCAAACUACUAUACCAGAGAGGUGAUGCUGAUCCUCAUCAGAGAGUUCCAGUCGCCUGAUGAGGAGAUGAAAAAGAUUGUACUCAAGGUGGUAAAACAGUGUUGUGGCACUGAUGGUGUGGAAGCCAACUACAUUAAAACUGAGAUCCUGCCCCCCUUCUUCAAGCACUUCUGGCAACACAGGAUGGCUCUGGACAGACGCAACUACAGACAGUUGGUGGACACCACAGUGGAGCUGGCCAACAAAGUGGGAGCAGCAGAGAUCAUUUCUCGUAUUGUUGAUGACCUGAAAGAUGAGGCAGAGCAGUACAGAAAGAUGGUGAUGGAGACCAUUGAAAAAAUCAUGGGCAACUUGGGUGCAGCUGACAUCGACCACAAACUUGAGGAGCAGUUGAUUGAUGGUAUCCUGUACGCCUUCCAGGAACAAACAACAGAGGACUCUGUCAUGCUGAACGGUUUUGGUACAGUGGUGAAUGCCCUCGGGAAGCGCGUGAAACCCUACCUGCCUCAGAUCUGUGGUACGGUGCUGUGGCGUCUGAACAACAAGUCAGCCAAAGUCCGUCAGCAGGCUGCUGACCUGAUCUCCCGCACGGCAGUGGUCAUGAAAACUUGCCAGGAGGAGAAGCUGAUGGGCCACUUGGGUGUGGUGCUGUAUGAAUACCUGGGAGAGGAGUAUCCUGAGGUGCUGGGUAGCAUCCUGGGAGCACUCAAAGCCAUUGUUAAUGUUAUCGGUAUGCACAAGAUGACCCCACCAAUCAAAGACCUGCUUCCUCGUUUGACUCCCAUCCUGAAGAACAGACAUGAGAAAGUGCAGGAGAACUGUAUCGACUUGGUAGGCAGGAUUGCUGACAGGGGUGCUGAAUAUGUGUCGGCCAGGGAGUGGAUGAGGAUUUGUUUUGAACUGCUGGAGCUGCUCAAGGCUCACAAAAAAGCCAUCCGCAGAGCAACUGUCAACACAUUUGGUUAUAUUGCCAAAGCCAUUGGCCCACAUGAUGUCUUAGCCACUCUGCUCAAUAACCUGAAGGUCCAGGAGCGUCAGAACAGAGUCUGCACGACUGUGGCCAUUGCCAUCGUUGCAGAGACUUGUUCACCAUUUACAGUGCUGCCAGCGCUCAUGAAUGAGUACCGUGUUCCUGAGCUCAAUGUGCAGAACGGAGUGCUCAAGUCCCUCUCCUUCUUGUUCGAGUACAUUGGAGAGAUGGGCAAAGACUACAUCUACGCUGUCACGCCUCUGCUGGAGGAUGCACUCAUGGACAGGGACUUGGUCCAUAGGCAGACGGCCAGUGCAGUGGUCCAGCACAUGUCUUUGGGCGUCUAUGGUUUUGGCUGUGAAGACUCACUAAAUCACUUGCUUAAUUAUGUGUGGCCCAACGUAUUUGAGACGUCCCCUCAUGUAAUCCAGGCAGUAAUGGGUGCUCUGGAAGGACUGAGGGUUGCCAUCGGGCCUUGCCGCAUGCUGCAGUACUGCUUACAGGGUCUGUUCCAUCCCGCCAGAAAGGUGAGAGAUGUCUACUGGAAGAUUUACAACUCCAUCUACAUUGGCUCACAGGACGCACUCAUCGCCCACUACCCACAAGUCUACAAUGACGAGAAAAACGUUUACGUCCGCUAUGAGCUGGAAUAUGUCUUGUAAAUACAAAUUUAUGUCCCCUUUUUUCCCCCCCUUCCCUCAGUUAUCACUCUCCAUUGUUGUCUCUGUCUUGGUCUAGGACCGAGUCUGGUUUUAUUUCGUAACUGCUGGUCUUUCCCAGGACAAAACGGUCCCAUGACAGGCACAUUUAGCCUCUUUUUGAUGCUACCUAGUGAGCCUGAAUUAAAAAUGAGUAUGCCAUUAGGAGAAAAAAGAAGGAACUUUGUAGAGCCUAUGUAAUUUUUUUCUUUUUUUAAUUUGUACUAUUUUUGAGUGUUAAUUGUAAGGAAUGGCUGAGGUCAGACAAGCCUCGUUUCAAGAAUGCAGAGCAGUCAUCACAAUGUUUCAGAUAUUUGGAUUAUGUUUUGUUUGUGUGUAUAGAUAGGACUCUGUACCGGCUGCUUCUUUUACACACCUGCUCCUCAUGUCACACUUUUUGUUCUUACUGGAUUGUUGCUUUAUUUAACCAAAUAAAAUGUUUGUGUAUAAAAAUUCCAA